Molecule: messenger RNA, 1503 nt
Organism: Cimex lectularius (bed bug)
Lineage: Eukaryota; Metazoa; Arthropoda; Insecta; Hemiptera; Cimicidae
Gene: Arglu1
Product: UPF0430 protein CG31712
Exons: 5
Coding region: 331-1089 (252 amino acids)
Cellular component (GO): nucleoplasm; mitochondrion
Molecular function (GO): cadherin binding
Source: RefSeq, a predicted model, not a curated record
GAUCUAAACAGCACUACAUUCUGUGUUGUGUACUCGUACUCUUGUAGAGUGGUUGUCUUCGUUGUGGUUUUUGUUGAAAUUAACGUGAUUGGUUGGGGGUCUUCUCUUGAGAGAUAGUGUGAAAACUACAAAAACACUUGGAUUUCGUAAAUGAAACUGCUCUUAUUAACAUCGGAUGUGGAAGAACCAAAGAAAGUCUUCCUUCGCCGUUUGUCUGCCGAUUUCCGACUCCUUUGAGACGCGUUUGUCUUUGGAAAUCAGAAAAGAAAUAAAUAAAAUAAACUGACGAGACUCCGUCUGGAGGUGGGCCUUUGCUAGACGAAUUUUGAAAUGGGCAGAUCACGAUCUAGGAGUAAAUCGCCCAGGAGGCGUCACAAGAAAAAGCACACUCACAAACGGUCCAAGUCUAGAGAUAGAAUCCACAAACACCGUGACAAAUCUAGAGAUAGGUCUUCGAAAUCUAGAAAACGUACGAGGUCCCCGUCCUCCAGUUCCAGCUCGGACCUCUCGGAUGGAAAAAACGUCAAUUCGCUUAAGAAGAAAAUAUUCAAUGACAGGAAAAUGGACGAAGUCGAAAGGCUGGCGGAAAUGGAAAGGCAGAGUAUGUUUCACAGGCGCCAACGGGAGCUAGAGCAGAAGAUUGUAGAAGAGGAAACAGCCAAAAGGAUAGAACUACUUGUCAAUAAAAGAGUCGAAGAGGAGCUUGAGAAGCGGAAAGAAGAGAUCGAGGCUGAAGUACUCAGGCGAGUUGAAGAAGCAAAAAAAGAAAUGCAACGGGAAAUGAUGUUAGAGAUGGAAAAAAGAAAGCAGCAGCUGCUUGAAGAGGAAAAGAGACGUGAGGAAGAAGAGAAUAAGAAACGUGAGGCUUUGGAACAGAUAAUGGCUGAAAAUAAUCGAAAAAUAGAAGAGGCACAAAAAAGACUGGCUGAAGAGAGAUUAGCAAUGGUUGAGGAACAAAGGAAAAUGGAGGAAGAGAGACAAAAGAUGAGAAAAGAAGCCGAGAAACGGAUAAAAGAGGAACAAAAAAAGAUACUAGGGAAGAACAAUUCUCGGCCUAAGCUCUCAUUUUCUCUCAAACCAAUUUCGUGAUAUUCCAAAUUUAUCCUUUGGCCUGUGAAUGUACUUACAUUCUAAUUAUUAUUUUAAACAUAUUUUAGCAUUAGUCAAAGUGUAUUUAGUGUCUGCUGAGGCAAGGAUUGAAAAAUGUCUCCAUUCAAUUAAAAGUGAUAAUUUAAUUUAAUCACUUAUGUAAAUAAAUUUUGUAUUCAAAUUUGAGAAUGUGAAACGAAACCAGACGAAUGUUUAGAUCUUGUAAUUUAUUUUAUAACAGUAAUUUACAUUUAAAGGUAUAAAUAAUAAACUUAAAUUGGAAAGAAGUUUAUAAGUAUAACUUUUUUCCGGUUUUUAUUCAUUUUUCAGGUAAAUCUUAUGUCGCCUAUUGCAAAUAAUGUAACAAAUUAUCAUUUUCAGUUUUCAAUAAAAUUUCCAGGGUUAUUUUUUUCA